This is a messenger RNA of Schistosoma haematobium, 15810 nucleotides long. RefSeq lists its product as uncharacterized. Lineage: Eukaryota; Metazoa; Platyhelminthes; Trematoda; Strigeidida; Schistosomatidae. The record is from RefSeq and is a predicted model, not a curated record. The transcript is spliced from 5 exons. Gene Ontology annotation, biological process: mRNA 5'-splice site recognition; RNA processing. Gene Ontology annotation, molecular function: RNA binding. Bases 11036 to 11593 code for a protein of 185 amino acids.
CUUCUUUUUUUAAAAUUGUAUGGAGAGACUGCGGCGCGAGAUUUGACCUCCGACUAAGAUGAUUGAUUGUAGCGAAGAAAAACAGUUUGUGGUAGAAGGUACAAGCUGUACCUUGUUUGAUGAUCGGGAAAAAGCUCUUGAAGUUGAUGGGGAAAAACUACUAAUACCAUGGUGUGGUGACAAAUCAAUUUUGAUUGAUAGGUCAGGCUCUGUUAUUCAUAACAUUAUUCGUAUAAUUUGCAAAUAAUUAUGUAGUUGUGCAUCCUGACUUAUUUUUCAGAUGGUGAGGUAACGUUUUCCUUUUUUGGAUGUUAGAUGUUUCAUGUCAGUUUCUUUUACGUCGACCUAAAUAUUCUACAGAUCAAUCGAUAGUAGGCGAGCAUUACCUCAACAAGUUGCUCAUAUUUAAUAUGAGACAUACCAAGGCAAUUGCCUAGCUGAAUUUUGGAAGCUGAUUGUGCUGUGGGAUAGAGUUUAUCCAGAGUAUAUGUGAGGGGUUAUUGCAUAGAACUUGUAACACCCUCAUGAGGUGGCUUCGGAGUGAAUGAUAAGCACAUGGUUCAUAACACACUCUGACUUCUUAAAGGUUUGAGUCAAAUGUACAUAUAAUUGCAGAAAUAACUUCUAUCAAGCCAUUUCAGUCUCCAGUAAUAAGGACAGUAGGUUAAUGAACCUGUGUUAAUCCUGACAGUUUGCAUUCCAUUGAAGGUCUGGCUUCUCUUUAAAAAUGUCCGCUGAUGGGGCUAAUACCACUUGUUCGGGUAAGGCGUUCCAGUCAUUGAACACCCGAUGAGAAAAACGGAACCCCGCUUCAAGUUUAUUAGAUCGCAGUUUGUGAACCUUCUUGUCAUGACCUCGGAGAUUAUUAGCGCUUGAGAGAGCAAAAUGAUAAGAAAUUAACUCCAAAGUCGUAAUUGAAGAUACGAAGUGCGAAUACAAAGUCACCUCGCGUCUUACGAUACGACAAGGGAAAAAGUUUUAGGCAUUUCAAACACUCAUCGUAAGGGAGUUCAGAAAAACCCUUCACAAAUUUUGUUUCCACACGCUGAAUACACCCAAGUGAGUUAGUAUCCUUAAUCAGACAUGGGCCAGCUGCUUGUAUACAGUUCUCUAUGGGCUUUCCUUAUGUACUUAAGAGGUGGUCAGCUAUUGUGUAAAAUAUGCAAGAUUACUAAAAAAUAACAUAAAUCUUCCUCACACUUUAGCUGCUGUAACUUUCGUUCUUGCUAUCAGUUUGAGCUCGUCUGAGUAGCCCUAAAACGUGUUUUUGUAUUUCGUAACACCCAAGCCACGCCCUUCGCUUACAAAAAGACUGGAUGACAUCAAAGAUGAAACGGUAAUCUUGGAAACAUCGUUUUUCACCCUACAUUUUUUGUCCAAUAUCAUGAUCUCUCUACCAAAAAGAAUUUACUAAACAAAAGCAUGGCUUUAAUUUAUACGUAAAUGUUGCUAAAAGCGAAAAACUAUCACGGUCGGGGUUUAUUGUGGACUUUUGAUCGUUUGAAAUCCUUCGUCAACUUGCACCCCCAGUUGUACAGGCGAGAUAUCCAUCUCCCAAUCAAGAGAAAAAUAUAAUUCUCAGUAUUCCAUUAUUUUAGUUUAUGGUUGUGAAGCUUGGCCUCGAAAAGUAGAGGGUAAUCGUAGGUUACUAGUAUUUGGUCAUAGGUGUCUUCAAAGUAUCGCCCACGUAUUGUAGAACGACGAAGUGAACAAUACUAAGGUUAGGGAUAGAAUAGUAGACAAAUUCAGUGAGUCGUUUGACAAAGGUGAGUCAUUAUCAACUAGGACACCCAUUGCGUACAUUCACUCACAUCCUACUCCAAGGUGGAACGCUGACUGGCGUAUAAGUAAGAUGGGAGAAAGCUAAUGGUGGUCAAACGAAGAUGUAUCAGUCUUUGGAAUUAUUGACUGUUGGGUUGAAUUAUUUCAUUAGAUUCAGAUUACCUGAUUGGAGUCCGCUCAAGGACCGUAAUCUGUGACAGGGGAUGUAAGGCUGUAAAGAGCGAAAUUUUCAGCAUUAGUGUAGAUUGUCAAUGAUACUUUUGCUACUACUUCACUAGUUCUCACCGCUCUAGUAUUAUCUUGGUGUUUCAAACUACCCUUGGGCAUGUUUGUUCCAUGCUUUGCGUUGCUUUUGACUGACUGGUUAGAACUCUGUUGUCAGUCAAGCUAUUUAGGUGUCAGUUCGCGCAUUAGGUAGUACAAUCAUGCUUACAUUCAGAACUAUUGUCUUUCAACUUUUACGGAUAUAUUCUUGUGCAAACAGUCCACUUAUGUCGUUUUAUCAGUAUAGGGGCUGUGGAGAUUAUUAGAUUUUCGAUUGAGAUCAUGAACCGAUUAGUGUUAGACCACCACUGAAAACCUGAAAGCACUGGACGGCCGUUUUGUCCUAUUGCGGGACUCUCCAGCAGUGCUCAUCCACGAUCCCGCUCGCCCUGGGUUCGAAUGCUGCGAGCGGGAUUGUGGAUAGGCACUGCUAAAGAGUCCCACAAUAUGUCGUUUUAAAUGUAACGAUGCUCUUUAACCAUUUGUCGUUGGAUUUAUACUCUGUUCAUGUAAUUAUUCAUCUCAGUAAAAAUGUUCAAAUUUAGUCUUAGUAUCAAAAUAUUAAAUUUAGAUGGUAUUAUAGAUAUUUCAGUGUGUUGAUUAUCUGUUAUAUUAAAAAAUUCCUCUAUCCUUGUGAUUUCAGUUUUGGCGUUACUUGGUCUUUGAUUUUAAGGAAGUGUGUCACGUAACAUAUGUAUAUAUAUCUUAAUGUAUACUAGGCUUUCAGGCUUUAGGGUAACUCAUGUUUUCACAAAUUACACUAUUUGUCUUAUAUAACUCUGAAAAUUCUUUAACCUCGUACUAAUUCACUAGUAGACAUGAUUAUAUGGGUGUUUAGCUUGAAUCUCUGCAAAAAUCUUAGCAAAUAUAAAUAUAGCAAUUGAAAGUAGAACAUACAUAAUGUCUUCCAACAAAACAUUUAUGUACUGAAUUAUCGUUAAAAUUCAUAUCUUUUAAUAAUCAAAUUUAGGACAGCCUCAAGGUGUCAGUGUUUGUAGCGAUAAACGGUCUUUCUAUAAAACUGUGGUUAGUGAAAUCUCGGUUUACAUUUUUGUUUUGAUCCCUUAACCACCUACGUUAUAAUUCUAUUCAAUUUUGGCUUAAAUAUAUAAGUGAUGUCUCCCCCUUGCAUAAUAACUGUCGCUCAAGCCUUAUUAUAUGAACCUGCCGCUAGUUGCUUAGUUUCAUCGAACGAUUAGUUUUUCAUAUUGUCUGCCAAGUCGAUCACAAGUAUUAACUUGUAUCAGUUUGCUUACUUCACUUAUUCACCAGUACUAAAGGUUCUCAAAUUGACUCUGAGAAUGUAUAUGUUAAAAUACCUGGGGAGUGUCUUCUAGUCAUUGUUUAUAUAAGAUAUAGUGAAUGAUCGAGCAACUUCCGCGUUACUUUGGGUUAGCUUAUAUGGUUGUCAACUUCAUGUAACCAGUGUCCACGUGCCAUGUAUGUAUAGCGAUCUCUUUCAACAUGUUCUUUAGUUUCAAAUCAGCCUAAUGUUUAAUUUAUCUAUCGUUUUUAUUUAUCUCACUUGAUGGGAUGACAAACGUAUUAACAAUAUUAUCACUAAGUAGCCCAAAAUUUACAUAAAGUUUUCAGUACUACAGUUAUCUAAUUCCUCAAAUUAUUACGUUUUAUCUCAAUUUUGUCAUCAACUGACUUUUAUUUCGCUACCUUCAGGUUCGAUGGACGUGGGUAUCUCACUGAUUUUUAUGAGGAAGAUCCUAAUUGCGAUUUAAGUCCUGACGAUCACUUGUCUGAAGAAGAGAUUGCAAUAGAAAAGAUGUGUGAUUUCGAACGUUAUUUGGAAAUGCAAGUGGACGUCCAUGAACUCGCAAUUCAAGAUGGUGAGUUUACUUUUGUAUUUGUGUUUUGAUGUAUUCUGCAAUACCACCCUUGCUGAUUGUUAAUGUGCUCUUAGCUUUUGAGUCAACACAUCUUUGGUAAACGUAUGUUGACAACUUCGUCUCACGUGGUUGUUUUUGGAGUGGGACAUGCGAUUCGAGCCUGAUGAGGCUAUGGGAAUAAGUAUACUUUCAAUAAGAAGCUCGAAAACGUGAAGCUGAACGAUCUCGCAACGACUAUGGAGCCGUUAGCUUCUCUUAUGAUGAAAAUGCUUCCCGACCAAAUGGCGACGAAUCAUACGCUAACAAGGGAUCAAGUAAGUAAUUGUUAUUUUAUAGAAAUUGGUAUUUUAUGUUGAAUUGGAAUAUAUGUUUGUCAAUGAAACUUAUUUUCCAGCUUACUUAAUUAUUUACUCGGAUUAUUACUAUCUGUUAACUGCUAUGCAAGAAUAAUCCGCAUGACUUGUUAAUAUUUGAAUACUAUUGUCAACCAUUUAAUGAAGAUGACUUUACUGGCAGUUCAAUUUCAAAUAAUUAAUGAACUCUCAAAUUAUCGUAUUUAGAAAAUGACAAGUUUUGGGGAUUAAUGUCCAGUGUAUCACAUCAUAAUUACUCGCUACCUUCUGUUACAGAUCCUGUCUAGUCCUUUAAUUUUGUAGAUCCAAACUAACUGCCAAAAACUCUAGUUCGUCGCUCUACUUUGACCUUAUCAACUUCCUAUUGUUUAACAUUCUACUUAACGUCUAGUCAACAAAUGAGCUGGUAAGAACAUCUGACAAAUAUAUGCCAAAAAUCCUUUAAGUUGCAUGAACAUUUUAUAUGAUAUGGUUGCUUCCAGAGUUUUUCACUCAAUUGCAAUAGUAGAUUCAAAUCGAUCUGAUUGGUUAGUUGCCUUAAUAUGAGGGCGGCAUAAACUGACGAAGAUUCAUGAAUGUUGGGUUGUUAACAGAUUAUUUCACAAAAGUAAAUAGUCACUUUCUGCAAUCUCUUUUUUCUAAACUAGCUGAGCCUGGGAAUAAUGAACAGCACUCUGAAGAGCCAUAUAACUGUCCUCCUGAGCUACAACAACUCUUGUCGAAUUUCCAACUUCCGGAAUCCGAUAAACAAGCUCACAUCAUUGAAAAAACUGCUGUUUUCGUCUCUCGACAAGGAAGUCAAAUGGAAAUAGUUCUUAAAGCUAAACAAAAUAAAAAUCCACUGUUUGGCUUUUUGACCUAUGACCACCCACUUAAUCCCUUCUACAAGGAGAUUGUGAGGUUAAUUUCCCAAGGUCGGUACGUUCCGAAACCUCGUCAGACUACAGAUAAACCAACUGGGACACUCUUUACAAGUUCGGACGAGUCAAACAAGGUAAGUGUCAAGUUUUUUGAGUUUCCAGAUCGUUAUAAUUACCUCACUUAGUAGUGUUAAGUGCUGUUUCUUUGGUAUGACCUUUUUACACGUGGUCACAAUUCUUACUGCAUCAGUUUUAUGUAUCAUCUAAUGAGCUCCACGUUGCUGUGUGAAAUAUUCGUUUUAUGCAUUCUCUAAAUAUUGCUGUCACAUUUUUUAGAAGAAAUAGGAUAGUUUAAACGAGGAAUGUAAGCUGUUUUUUUAGGUUUGUAAGUAAUUAUCCACUUAACACCAGGUAUCUUCAGGUUUAAAGCUUAUCUACACCCAGUCAUGGUUAUCUUGCAAACAGUUUUAUGCAUUCGGAACUUACCUCCGUUAUGUGUAAAUAUUCAUUAUUAAGAUUAUACAUACCUCCAUUUUCCGUUGUUUUCAGUCAAUUCAUGAAGAUGUUUACGAGUUGAAGCUACCAAAGGUGGACAUUUCAAAUACAUCAUAUGCUCCACUAAUAUCCAAGUUCAAGAAAAUUAAUGAAAUGUAAGUUCAGUGAUACGAUAAUUUUCGGAUUUGAACUAAAAUACCAACUUCCUUUUAACGAAUGUUGUUACUUUGGUUCUUAUUGUGGAUUGCAGUCUACUAAAUUAUUUUGUUUAUACAAAGUAAUGAUUUAAAUUCACCACGAACUUUCGUGAUUCCUAAUUAUUUAUUAAAGGAAUGGGAUUCUUGCUUCAUAUAACAAGUGAAUGCUUUUAUUUCUCUGUUUACACGGUAAAUUCAUAGAAAUCCAGAUUACUCAGAAUUCUAAUUUCAGAAAUAAAACCAUCGGUAUAUAUAAUAUUAAUUGGUGGCUUAACCAUGGGGAAUAUUUACAGUGUUCAAGUAAAUGUACUGCAUACGCAAAAAAUAUUCAAAUAAUUCACUCUGAUUUUACAGAUUAUAUUGUAACCUGGUGAAACCGUCGAAUAGGUUAUACAGAGGUUAGAGAUAGGUUACAGCAUAGCAAUAAUAAGUCCACUGAUGAGCACGUUCAUUGACUGACAUGGUUGAGACCCCAAUAUAAUAUGCUACCUAGCACAAAUGAAUUAGGAAAAGCUCAGUUCAUAGAGUUGUCAUAUGUUGAAGAGAGAUAGGCAAUUUGGAAGUGAGGUCAACGAAAUGAUCUUAAUCUAUGAUUAGAUUAAUUGGGUGUUGCCUUCAAAUUGGUCUCAAUAAUGAAACUAUCAUCCUUUCCUUAUGUUUCUUUAAACUCCAAUUCUCAAUAGUUCCCUAUACAUUUGAACCCUCGAAGUUUAUUUGUUCUUUUCGAUCUUAACUGUCUACAUUGGUUGUUGUUUUACUAUCUACAAUAUCACUGUGAUUUUGUUGAUUUCAUCAUACCCUGCUUUUGUGAAGUGCAGCAUCCCAAGUUGAUGCACAUUUGUUCGGAAGCCUAAUUCGUUUAUAACUAUUUGGGAGAUAAGGAUGUGAUCAAACAUGAGACUUAGAUUUCUUCGGUAUGUUCGUAACAUUCGUUUGAUUAGGGGUUGGUUGAUGGAUACAUCUUAGUAUAGUUGUGUGUCUUUUGCAGAAUCUGAUAUAAUUAUAGCAAAUAAGUACUUUGGCUUCGCUGUAUAUUUAGGGUAGUAGAGAGUCAGCUAAAAAUGAUUUGCUUUUUAACAAUAAUGAACUGUGAAAUAUGCGUUUGUGUCUGAUUAUUCUCAGCUAUCAGUCUUCACAACAUUUUUUGAAACUCAGAUGUAAGCAUAGUUUACGGUCGUUCACUAGUGUCUUAUAGUUUAUCUAUAACAUGUUCGUUGCACAAAAUUGUGUACUUAUUCCUUUGUAGUAUGACGUAAGGUCUUAAGAUUCAUUGUUAAUUUAGUUUAUUAGACACAUUCAUCGUAUGUCUUCAUAGAUUUAUUACUCGCUGUAUGUUUAGUGUUCUCUUCUGCGCUAUCGUCUUAUUUGAAGUUACAGCUUCACUACUAUCAAACUGUUGCUAGAUUUCUGUUUUCUUUUAGUAGUCAGAGUUUUGAAUUUUAAUGGACUAGUUACAAACCAGCGUAACAGCAAUGAUACUCCUGACAGUAACCAAUGUAGCUUGUGAAAUUUGUUCAGAUUUGAGCUGUUAUUAUCGAGCUGUCGCUCAAUUCCGGUUAUUUUGCAAUGUAUGCAUAAAAUAGGUAGUUUUCAAAUUUACUUAAAAUACUGCUUAAGUUUUGAUGUUUAUUGUACCAUUACAGGGCUGCAGCUGUCGCAGCUGCAAAUCGUGUUACCCCUGUUUCUGAUAUCCAGUCUUCUAUCGCUACUCCUGAGGUAUUGACUGAAACAGAACGUCCUCUUUACGAUCCUAGUGAGGUUGAAAAUAACUCUUUGGACAGCCUUAAAGACAAUAAUAAACCGUUGGAUUCAGAAAAGACGAAGACUCCCUCACCACAAUCUGAAGUCCAAGCCGACGUUUCUGCUACUAAUGAAAGCCUUGCUGAUGUUCCAGUAGUUGGGAAAGACAAUGUGAUAUCAGAAUUAGUAGAUCCUUUGUCUCCAGAAGAGUAUGAACGUAUUUACCAGGAGUAUUAUAAACACUACUAUGCUCAUUAUUACACACAUUAUUCUAACCAGUGGGCUUUAUCUGAGUAUGUCAAUGAUGAAAGUUUCAAUAUUGUACAAGAAGCAGCUAAGGCAGCCGCUAUAGCAGCUGCGGCUGCAGUCAAUGUUGUCCAACAAACACGUUUAAAAGCUAGUGCUCCAGUAAUGUUCGAGUAAGUUUUUCUCUUGCUAUUAUUAAUAAUAUUGUUAUUUUAAUCAGCAGUAAUCGUGGAAAUAGUAAUAUACACUUAUAAUUCAUAGUGUACUUGCUUGCUCUAGUAUUUUUGUGUUAAGAUCACUCAAUACAGCUAUAUAUUUUUCAGCUGUAUUUGAUGCAUUUUUCUUCAUCGUGUUAAUGUCCUGAUAGUUGAGUUUUAUGCUUUAAUAUAUAUAUGUAUAUCGAAAUCUUGUUAAUUCUUCAGAUUUAUAGUAAGUUCAUAUAUUCUUUCCUUCUGCAAUAGUCAAGCAAUUUUCCUCAAGUAUUGUAAGAAAGAAAGAGAGACAAACUGGACAGUAUCCAACCUCGCACAAUAAUGGCUGAGUUCAAGAUCUCAUAUUUUUUAACUCCAUAACGAUACGAUCAACAGACUCAAAAAACUUAAAAUUGAUCGGAUAUAUGGCGUAGUUAUACAGGACGCAGAUGAAUACAGAACAACUUGGUGUUCAAGUUUUCUUAGAGGGAGGAUGAAGUAAUUGAUCUCCAUCUUUAAAAUCUGGUUUUCAUUAUACCAUCGAAGGUCUCUAAGCAUUGUUGUCUAGGAUGUAGUAACUUUUAACUAUAAACUCAGCAAUUUACUUACGUUUUAUAUCGCUUACUCUACUGAUCAGUUACAUGUCAUAAUGAGUUUUCUUAACCACACUAGCUAUUCUGAACAGAUCCUAGUUUGUCAUAUGCACCAGCGCAAUUAAUUUAGUUGAUUCAAAUUCAUUACUUCAUCAACUAACUUAUCUUUUGUGAUUUGAACAGUGUUACUCCACUAUUUCUAUCUAGUUAAAUGUAAAAAAAACAUAGGCAGUAUUUCGAGGAAACCUAAAGAUUAUCACUUGUCGAUCUUUUCACGUUAUUACUUUUUGAAGGAUAAGAAAAUAAACAGGAUUACUUUGUUUAUUCUGAGGUACAUGCCCGUAUAACGAUGUGUCGUCGAUUGUCAACACUCACCGUACAGUCUUAAGGUUGACUGAAAUCUUUUUUAACUCAUUUCUUCAGUAUUGUAAUGCAGAUUAGAAGUAAAUCAUGUUCACAAGACUAUAGAUUAGUACUAAAAAAUCACGGUGAAAUUCAGCAACAAUAUAAAAACUUAUAUACGAUAUUAUAAAUAUGUUCCGGGAAUAAUUGCAGAAUGCCUGCCGAUUUAUAAGUGUGAUCCGGCUUCUGAAAAAAAAUUGAAUUUUAAAAUUGACAUUAACUCUGAAACUACCGUCAGGAAGAAGCGCUGGAAGUGGAUAGGACACACAUUGCGGAAAGCAUCCAACUGCGUCACUAGACAAGCCCUCACAUGGAAUCCUCAAGGCCAAAGGAAAAGAGGAAGACCAAAGAACACAUUACGCCGGGAAAUGGAGAUAGACAUGAGAAAAAUAAACAAGAAUUGAAUGGAACUAGAAAAGAAGGCCCAGGACGGAGUGGGUUGGAGAAUACUGGUCGGCGGCCUAUGCUCCAUUGGGAGUAACAGGAGUAAGUAAGUAACAUUAUAAUCAUAGUAUGUGUAAAAGUGGUGGAUUAUAUAUAUAUAUAUAUAUAUCACAUUGCUUUUGUACCCUAUAACUACGGCAUUCCUGUUUUGAUAUUCUUUGCAGACCUCCACUUAAUGAUGAACAGCGUGGUAUUAUAAAUAAAAUGGCAGAAUAUGUUGUUCGUAAUGGUUUAGAAUUUGAAGAACUGGUCAUUCGACAAAAAAGCAAAGAUCCACGAUUUGGAUUUCUGAAAUCAGAUCAUCCUUUACAUUCAUAUUACAUGGCUAAAAGAAAAGAACUAGACCCUGAUGAUAGCUUGACUAAAGCUGCAGACUCCAAUUUUGGUAAUAUACCUCCUUCAAAAUCAUUUAAAGUAAGCUCGUCAAAAAAAUUGGAUUCAAAUGAAAAGCCUGAAACAAUGUUUCAAGAUAAUAAAACGAAAAAUGGUUCUCUUAGUAAGUAGUUUGGAUGGUAAUUAGUAUUUAUUUCUCUGUAAACAUGGUACAAACUUUUAUGAACAUUCACAUAUCCUCAAUUUAAAAAAGUCUUUUGGUCUAAUCGCUUGUUCAACGUUUUGCGUUAUAAAAAUGAAAAAUACAUCUAUUUUAAAUAAUUUGUAAUUAUAGUUUCUCAUUAUUAAAUUCCCCUAUCCAAAUCUCUUUUGACUAUUCUGACUACAAUAUGAAUCUUGAGUAUGUACAGGCGUUCAUUACUAGAGGAGUUCCUUCCAGUUGUAUUUUUAUGCAGCGAAUAUUUCAAGGUCUUGAACUCGUUUAUCCUACAUUCUUUGUGGUUAAUGGAUUUACUAUCAUAAGGGAAAUAUACAUAAACUCCAAUUUAGUUGGUCUUACUAAUACUUACUAUAAAUAAAUGCUGAAUAAUACGUUUACCGUUGCUAUAAUCGAAAAUACAACGCGCCAUACUUGGAUAUUUAUGGAGCAGUUUAUUUUAGCAUCAAGGGAGACUUAACUUCGUUUCUCUUUAGUUUCCAUAUGAAGCUUAAAGUUUUCAAAUUGCCAAUUUAGAUUGUAGUGUAGUACUUGAGACACAAGAGGUUUUCUAAUACUUUAGUUUUCUAUUCGAUAAUUUCUAUUGUAAAAUAAUGCACUAUUUUGCAGGGUUUCAAUGUUUUUCUCAGUUGCAACAUUUCUGUUGCAUCUCGUUGAUGUAAGAAUUUAUUGCAAUAUUGUUCUCAAUCAACCAAUAAAUUAGCUUAUGUACCAAACCGUCAUAUAUUUGAAGUUAAACGUUAAUUUCACUCUUUAUGACUUCCGCGUCUACGCAUCAGUUUAGUUUUCCAUGAUCAGCAAUCUAGCUAAUUCAAAGUCAUUUCCACUGAGUUGCUCUACUUACAGCUUUUUUGUUUAGGGUUAUGAAUUCAUACUUGUCCUAUAUAUUUCUGUAUAACUUGUUCUAACAUUUCUUUUACAGAAAAUCCUCAGUCUCAUGAUUCCCAUAAAGACAAAAAAGAUGAUUUUGAAGCUUAUAAUUCAGAACGUCAAACUGGCAUCAGUUUCCGAUUAGCUCGCCCGAUUCCACCAAAGUCUCAGUCCACUCAAAAUACAGAAACGUCGGCGGGAGAAAUUAUGGACAUAAUUGAAGCUGCUGCACUAGAGUACUCAGAAUCUGUUUCCAAAAGUUUAAGACGGACUAACGAACAACUUAAUAGGUUAUUGAGUCAUUCGAAAAGUGACAGUCAGUCAAAAUCACGGAAGAGAAAAACUCGAUCUCCAAAAAUUUGUGUUAUACCUGGUAUUCCCAGUCCUAGUUCAUCGUCUUCCUCGGAAUCUUCUCCACCUCAAGUUGAAAGUCCAUACUCUUACACAAAUCGUUCUAGUGGAGCUUCAAAUUCGAAUUCUGUUUGUACAUCACCCUCCAUAUCCGUUGAGCGAAAUGAAAGAAAUAAACAAGUGCAUAACAUUCAGUCUCCUGUUCAGUCUAUCUGUAACAUCACUUCACCCUAUGAUAAUAAUUUGUGUUCUCCUGUGGAGUCGAUAUCUAAUUCAAGCUCACAUUUAACCUCCAACUGGCCUUCAUGUGCUCUUGAAGAUUUAUUAGGUAAACACAGUCUUUGUUCUUGGUCUAUAUUUGCAUACAAUAAGUUUCCGUUAUUUAGUUUCAUUAAAGCAUACUUUUUAAUUUGAUAUAACGUACUUUACAAACAAGUUUGCUGAAUUAUUAUGUUCAUUCUCUCCAAAUGAUAGAUAUACAUGAACCUACAAGUCUUUUAGACUUCUCUGCCGAUGGUUAUCAAGUUACGGUCCCCACAGCUAAAGAAGAGCGUCUGCGUGAGGAAAGGCGUAAAAAAGCUGCCCAAUUGGUUACCCAGUUGAAAUUAACUAAUUCUAUCACAAAAGGAAGUAUAAAUACUAGUACAACUAUCUCCAAAUCUUCGACAGUUAAUACCACAUCAACGACGGCUAAUCGGUAUCGUUCGUCACCUCCACCAGCUCCUGAUUCAGUCCCUGCAGCCGUCGCACAUGCUGUAGUUGCUAACAUGAAACGUCGUCGAGAAGCUUUGGAAAUCGAGAACAAAGUAUGUUAAUGCUUUUGACUUUUUAAAUAUGUGAAUACCCUAUUAGUCAAGGGUUCUUUUCGCUUUAACGGUGCAAUGAUACUCCAAUACAUUUUGUUAUUAUUUCAAUCUGUUCAUUUAUAAAGACGCUAUUGUAAUGCACGAAUUUUACCUCGUUUGUAGGCUCGUAGAAGGCGCCAUCGUUCACCACCAGCUGCUUAUGCAUUUGCGCGUAAUCGAAUCUCUGACAGAUCUCCACGGAGGUCACCAACUCCUAGGUGUGAUUCUUAUGAUCGUGAGGACCCAAGAGAUCGGGACGAUCAUCAUUCAAAAUCCAAGAAAAAACAUAAAAAAUCUCAUUACUAAUCACAUCGUAAAGACACAUUAUUGUAAACAAGUGUACAUAUUUAUAUUAUAUUGUGAUCUUGUAUUAUUAAGCAGAAAUGUGAUUCAUUCGAACAAGGUUUUAAUUCGUUGUUCCUUUCCACAGUUUUGAGCAGCUGGAAAAAGUUCUCUAUCAGCCACAAGAGAUUUUCGAAACUAUAAUUGUAAUGUAAUUUAUAUUUAAGUGUCUGAUUUGUAUGAUAUGUGUAACCUUGAUAAAAUUUGAUACUGAACGACCUAGAUUUGUAAUAAUUACCAGUUUAUAUUCACAUUUCAUAUAUUCUAGCACGUGAAUAACAACGUUUAUCCACUGACAAGUUGCUUUUAUUGCUUAAAUUUUUUUAAAUUGUUUAGCUACCGAGCAUAUAAAUAAGAUUUGAAUUUUUAGGCCACCAUUAUUAUAAUUUUAGUUGAUUCCCUUCAACAACAGUUUAUUGUGUCGAAGGGGAGUAUCCACAGAAAGGUCUGAAUAAUCGUCCCAUUUGGCGUCCGUUGAUAAUGAGUAUAGACCAUUUGGAUUUAUGUAACAUUUGUUAAAUCUCAUUAGAAAAUAUUCCUGGUUUACAACGGGAGAAUAUUAUUAGAUUCUGUGUACUUGUCGUUAGCUUGUUUCUCACGACAACUAGUUUAAACAAGUAUCUUAAUUAUUUUCUUCAGGUUUAAGUUAUUUUUACAAUCUCCGAAUUGUUAGGUUCAUUAUUUGCAUACAAUCUAUGUACCGUUUAUGGAACAAUAAUAAUUCAAUUAGGCAGCUAGAAAUUGUCACCAUAAUGUUUUACUAAAAGUGAUUAAACUAGGAUACUUAAAACAUAUCUUUACUCAUGACCACAUAAUACAAUCCAUCGUUCACUAGUAAAUCCGUUUGAAUACCGACUAUUAGAGUUUCGUUUACUGACUGAACGAUUUUCCGAUAAUGAUAGCGAGAUUGCAAAAUAGGGGUAGACCUGACAUACAAUAGUUGAAGUUUCGUCGGGAUCAUACGUUAACUAGACCCAUUUUAUUAACCCAGAGUUAGCAGUUUCAUUUUAAAAUGGUUCUAAAGAAGACAAAAGGUUUAGUUAUAAAGCAAGGUCAACAUGGAUAUAUUAAAGUGUGAGCAAUACGAUUAUUGUGUGUAGUCACUGCGUAUUCACUUUAACAGAAUAAAAGAAAGGUUUUGUUUUUUUGCUUUUUCUGCAAUCAUAAAGUUAACGUUACAAUGAAAACACUUUUUCUGCAGUAUUCUUUUGUUGCAUUGAUUGAAAAUAUCAACGGACAACUGGUUAUUCCUGGACACAUGGCCUUUUUGUGGAAAGUCUCACAUAUGCUAUCUCCAUACCUUGGAACUCGUAAUGCCAUCGGAAAUCCAUAGGGUAACGCGAGAUGCGCUAUUUUCAUGGUCAACCUUUUCUAACCUCUUUACGUUAUGAAAAGAUAGUGUCUUUGUGAAUGCUUUUUGUCUGGGAGGAACUACUACCAUCACAUCCCAGUACGGCCAGCAACAUAACUUCGUCAUCUAUAAGUUAUUGCUCUUAGUCUUAUCGUUCUUCAGCUGACCUGCCUGACAUAAUAAAACCGAUAGGAAUAAGUGUUUCAACCAAAAUAACUAUCUGGCCAUCACAAUAAGCAAACCUUACCACCAUGGUGAGGUAUCAUGUAUAGUUGCGGAGUUAUUUAUUUAAUCAGGAAUGUAAAUAUGAAAUUGUAAGAAUUUUCUGAUUGUGUUAUCGUUUAACGAUAGAUAUUAAUCUUAACAAUCUGCGUAAUUAGACCAAAAAAUAAAAGUAUACUUUAGAUUUCUAUCAAUAAAACAAGUAGUUGCCGUGAUAAACUACUGUUAUUAACCUAGUUUUAUUGAUUUUAUUUUUGAAAUGAGGUGAGUAUACAAUUUUUAUUGAUAAACUCUUUGGAAUGUGUUUUUCAAACUACACAAAAUCGAUAAUUGAGCAAAGGUGACCUACUCAUGGCUGUUAUUUUCUCAUUAGUAAUUUCUUUGUUUAUUCUAGCGGUUUUUAUAAAAAUGUUAUUUACUUAUAUCCAAAUCAUCCUCCAUCCUAAUAGUUAUGACACAAAAUUUCAAGGAUAAACCUAAUUACGAUGACCCAAUUAAUAUAUAUAAGUGAAUUGAAUCAGUUAUAUGGAAAUAGUUACAUGAGCUCUAUCCAGAGUAGGCUUUACUUUUGAGUAUUGAAAACAUUUCAAAAAGAAGUGCUUAAGUCCAUAAAGAGUGGAUUGCGUAUGUUGUUAAGAUGGGUUCAUCAAGUCUCAAAGUAUCUGUCAAAAGACUUGUUUGCCCGUCCUAUGCAUUGUCCAAUUGACAGAAAUCAAACACGACUUGGACACUAAUAUUUAAUUGGUUGGAAAAUUCUUCGUUUUAUGCGAAUAGAUAAUUUUCGGAAGCUGCUUCUCAUAUGAGAUAGAUUGAAGGACUCAAUAUCCUCCUUUUUAUUCCAAAAUAGCGAUUGGGUUGCAGGGGGUUAUUUCGUUUUGUCUUCUUCAAAAUAUUAGUUGAGACAUAGUUGCAUUUAUGCAGUUAUGAGUGCUAGUGGUGGCUUAGCAAGUGAGAUCAAUAUAUGCAUUACAAGAGUAAUAACAUAUUAUACUAGUUUGUCCUUAAAAGACCAGGUGCCAAAUACUUCAAUGUGAGCAGUUCGAAUUAAUGUGGAGCAUGACGCCACAGCUGAAGACAUUCAGUUAUCGUCUUCUGAGAAGUGCCCACAUUCGUGUGAAGACAGUACAAAUAAUGCGGAAGUUUGGUAGCUUAAUGUUGAUGUUUAGGAGUGAAACACGUUUGAUGUGUCUUAGGUGCUUUUGCACCACGUUAUUUAUUGACGCCUAUGAAGAGCUGUAGAGUGAAAGAUAUCUGUGAACAGUUACAUCCGUUUGUCCAUCAUAACUAUCUGGAUCAAAAUCUAAAGACUAGUGUAACUCAUUGUUCUAAUAAUGUAUCAGAAUAGCAGCAUGUGAAGGUCCUUCUGAAUAUUUUCAUAUUUUCCCAGUAUAAUAUACAAUAUAACAUUCCUUUCGAAUGAACGAGAUUUAGCUCGACUAUAUCUCAUUACCAGUAUUAAUCUUUAUCACUUCCUAUUCUUAUAUUUGAUAUACCGUCGGCAUUCUUUUUCACCAUAUUCUUAUUUUGUCUGGAGCAGAUUUUUUGCUAUAGUCUAGCAUAAACUUUUGAUUAUGGUUGAAAUGGGAUUUUUUGCCUAGCUUCAUUCAUUACACGAAGCAGUAUUUUUCCAUGAGUUAGUUCCAUUGCAUAUGGAAAAUUGUCCAUAAAUGAAAAUAUAAUCAAAUAGUGACGGUAACUUUUUACCAACUUUUAAAGCAACACAGUGACAGUUAACAAAUUUGAAAAUUGUUUCUAGCUAAAAAUUUAGCUCGUUCAUAUCUAGAACAUAUUUAGCACUGACAUUAUCAGUUAACUAUCAGUAGGUUUUAUAACAAAUUUAAUUAUAAGAUUAUAUAAUCAGGAAGUUACGU